Messenger RNA from Hibiscus syriacus, 704 nucleotides. Its product is annotated as peptidyl-prolyl cis-trans isomerase Pin1. The coding region runs from base 82 to 450 and encodes 122 amino acids. Lineage: Eukaryota; Viridiplantae; Streptophyta; Magnoliopsida; Malvales; Malvaceae. Gene Ontology annotation, molecular function: peptidyl-prolyl cis-trans isomerase activity. Gene Ontology annotation, cellular component: cytosol; nucleus. The record is from RefSeq and is a predicted model, not a curated record. The transcript is spliced from 2 exons.
UUUUUCUUUCUUCAUCCUCUGUUUCAGUCUCCUAGAAACUGCGAGAACACGCUGUAUUCGGAUUGAAGAAAAAAAAUCAAGAUGUCAUCGUCUACGGUGGCCAAUCAAGUGAGGGCAUCUCACAUACUCAUCAAACACCAGGGCUCUCGCCGCAAGGCUUCUUGGAAGGAUCCAGAAGGUCGAGUCAUCUCCGCCACCACCAGAGACUCCGCCGUCUCGCAGCUCAAACUCCUCCGCGACGACAUCGUUUCCGGCAAGGCUAAGUUCGACGAUAUUGCCUCUCGCUACUCCGAUUGCAGCUCCGCUAAACGCGGCGGUGAUCUCGGUCCUUUUGGUCGAGGCCAGAUGCAAAAGCCAUUUGAGGAUGCGACGUAUAGUCUCAAGGUUGGUGAGAUAAGUGACAUUGUGGAUACCGACAGUGGGGUUCACAUCAUAUUGAGAACAGGUUGACUAUUGGUGAUGAAGCCUGGAUAUGGUGAGCAAUAGAUGGUCUGUUCGGAAAAUCUAUCCAAGAACAUUCUGAAAUCACUUCUGAUAAUGCCUAUGGCUAAUUUCAUUGAGGUCUGUUUUACACUUUAGAAUCACCUAAAUGCAUGGGAGAAUUUGGUUGCUAAAGCAUUUAAUUUUCAAAGCUUUUUAUUUUUAUUUUGUUGUGGCCUUUUUAUAAUAAAAAGCAUUUGGUAACUAAAUUUCUCUGCCCUCUU